This is a messenger RNA of Spirodela intermedia, 1370 nucleotides long. The record is from the annotation of a GenBank genome assembly. Lineage: Eukaryota; Viridiplantae; Streptophyta; Magnoliopsida; Alismatales; Araceae.
AUGAAGAAGGCGAGGGCGGCUCCCGCAGAGGCGGCUCUUCCUCAUCACCCGUACCCGGUGAUUAGUGAGGACGACAGGGCGUGGUUCAAGCUCCAGCAUCUGAAGCAGGACUACGAAGACCUUCAGAAGGUUUAAAUCCCCGGAUCCUUCUGUUUCUUCUGUUUCUUUUCAUCAUCCUGUUGUCACUUUCAUUUCACUCUGAUUUCUGACCAAAACUUGAAGCAUAUGAAGGAUUCUUCUGCUUCCCUUGCCGCAUCUUUCUCGUUCCGGUGUGGAGAUUCGAUUCGAGGCUGUUUUCUUCAAUUUUGGGGAUCUUCUUUUUUUUCCUGCAUUUUUUUCUUUCUAUCCAUUGACGUAUCGAAACAAUUGCACUCUUUAGUUUUUCCCCUCUCCUGGAAAUAUAGUAAGAUGCAGAUCUGUGCUUUCCCUCUCUGCGAUGUCAUUGUUCUACUCAGGCUAGGGUUUCCGAACUUGCCUUUUAUUGUUCUCUGCCGUAUCAAUCUUUGAUCCUCGGUUCUCCGUAUUCCUCUCGUAAUUUCCUUCCAGGAGGCGAGGGAUCCUUUCCCGGUAAUCGUUCAGAAAAGAAUAUGAACCGUAAAUCAUAAUUUUCUUAUCCAGGACGCCGCAGUAAAGAGGAGGAGAUUGACGAUGGCUAGGCAGAGAGCUCGGAAACUCAACGACGAAGUCAGGUAAAUUUCGUCGACGAUCCUUUCUAUCCCAUGUUUACCAUAUGCCCUGAUGUUUGAUAACCUGACUCAGUUUUUCUUCACUUUUGGUCAGAUUCUUGCGUAGAAGAUAUAAAUUCCUAAUCCAGAACGCAUCUCCCAUCCCUUACAAGCUAAAAACUCGUCCGCAGAAGACCUCCAAUGCGCUGAAACUCAGGGAGCGGAGAUCCCCAAUCAGAGUCGACGCUGUUGGUCGGGACGAUGGAAGCCACACAGCGGAGGAGGCUACUCUUCCGAAAACCUCUGGAAUUCUAGACCUGAACCAGAUCUCAUUACCAGUAAUCACCUCGCACCACCCGCGCUCGGAGAUUUCUGACAACAUUCAUUCAUCAUUUUGAGGGAGAUCUGAGGGGCGACGCACCUUCUUGUUCGCAGGAAGGGGAGGAGGCAGAAUUUCAAUCCCCAUCGGAAGCUCCGCCUAUGGAGUCAUCAAGAAGGUACCUGCCGGAAGGAGAUGCGGUUCCAAGCGGAGGUUCCAGGCCUCCUCUCGCGGAGUCGUCGUCGAGAAGACGUACUCCGGAGGGGGACCUCCCCGGAGGACUCCUCAAGUCCCCGAUCUGCAGAGACGCCGGCGGCGGCGGCGGCAGCAGCCGGAGAGGGAAGAGGAAGGUCUCGUGGCAGGAUCAGGUGGCGCUGAAGGUCUGA